AUGAUGGUGUUAGUUGGAUCUGCAGGGGUUCUCACUUUCUGCAACCUUUUGUUCCAAUAUCUCAGUUCCCCUCUCAAACACAUCCCGGGGCCAUGGCACACCCGAUUCACUAGGCUAAGAUUAAAGCUGAGUCGGUUGGGCGGAACCCGCAUGACCUACGUACACCAACUCCACCAAAAGUAUGGAAACAUUGUCAGAAUCGCACCAAAUGAAGUAUCAUGCAUCGAUAUCCAGUCAGUUUCCCAAGUCUAUAAGAUAAGCGGUGGCUUUGAAAAGGCGCAAUGGACUGGCGACUACACAAAGAAGCUUCCAGCUCUAUCCCUGUCCAUGAUUCUGAACAGCGAAGAGGCAAAGCAGCGGCGAAGACUUCUGCAAGGCUCUUUCACUCUGUCAUCGCUGCGCAAAAAUUGGGAGUCGACUAUCAGGAAUAAGAUUGAGAUUGCAGUCACGAGGAUUAAGACGGAGGCUUUGGCGGGCUCGUCAAACUCUCAUAAGUGGUGGACGUUUAUGGCUGCUGAUAUUAUCAGUCAGCUCUCGUUUGGGCAAUCCUUGGGGCUGCUGGAAUCUGGAAAGAGCACAAUUUAUAUGCGUGCUAUUGAAAAUGCUCUGAUAGCGGACGUUAUUCAGUGCGAGAUACCUUUACUCGCUUCUCUAUCUCAGCUCAUACCCAGAUCACUACUCCAGACUUUCUCUCGACAGCUUGAGCAGGUCAGAGUCGGUGGUGCUGACGGAGUAAAGAGCUUGAAACAGAAAGGGUCAUCGUCAACUCCAAGUAUAUUCAAGGUGAUGAUUACAGAAUGCGAGAUGGAAAGACUCUCUUGGUUGACUACGGAAGCCGUCAGCAUGGAGGGUGCAGGUAUGAUGGUCGCAGGAACAGACACAACCGCGGCUGUCCUGACGUAUCUCGUCUGGUCGGUGUUGAGACAGCCAGAUUUGCAGAAACGGCUUGAGGAUGAGAUCGCGCCUCUAGGCGAUGACUUUGACGAUAAGCGGCUUGAGUCAUGCCCUACUCUAAGUGCUAUCAUAGAGGAGACUUUGCGCUUGUAUCCCGCUGUUCUCUCAUCUCUGCCUCGGCUUGUUCCUGAAGGGGGCACUACUCUCUCAUCGCACUUUGUGCCCGCAAAUACUAUCAUCUACAGCCCGGCGUACAGCUUGCAGCGCAACUCUGAAAUUUUUCAGGAUCCUCAUCAAUUUGAUGUUGAUAGGUAUCUUGACCCGACCAAAGUCUCCCUCCGGCAGAGACAGGCAUACAUCCCAUUGGGAGCUGGAGCCAGAGUCUGCAUUGGUCAAUACCUGGCAAUGAUGGAGCUCCGGCUUGCCACUGCCGUGUUUUUCAAAAGCUGUCAUGGGGCGAAAUUAGACCCCAACAUGCCAGCUGACAGUAUGCAAAUGAUGGAUUACGUUCUUCUCUCGCCAAAGAGGAAGCGUUGCGAUAUUAUGUUGACCUAG
Molecule: messenger RNA, 1449 nt
Organism: Colletotrichum phormii
Lineage: Eukaryota; Fungi; Ascomycota; Sordariomycetes; Glomerellales; Glomerellaceae
Product: cytochrome P450 3A17
Exons: 4
Coding region: 1-1449 (482 amino acids)
Molecular function (GO): iron ion binding; heme binding; monooxygenase activity
Source: RefSeq, a predicted model, not a curated record